UUAGUGAAAUUGCUCAUUUUCGUUCGUGUUUGUCUAUUGUGUUUUGCAAAAUAGGAAUCGAUUGAGAUCUUUGUAGACUUGCUUUUGUGAACAAAGUUAAAGAAGAUUAAAACCUUCACUCAUUUUUAUUGUGAACAUCGAUUACUUUGCAUCGAGAAGACGAGAGAAAUUUAUCGUAAACGGAUAAGCACAUUGGCCAAACGGUAGCCCGUAGAAUACACUGACGCCAGACUGAAUUAAAAUUAUCGAUUUGAAUCGACUCUUGUAGUGAGAAUAUGUUCAAAUACAAGCAUGUUUUUCUUUGUUCGGUAUGCUGAGAUUAUGCACAUUGUACAAGAAUGAAGCAGUCGUGGACAUCGAUGAUUUUUGGCAUAUUUUUGGGAAUACUUUUGACGCUAAUAUACUUCAGACUGAAUAGACCCAUUGUCUGGGUCUUACCGAAUAAUCGCCAGGUUUUGGUCCAACGACCCGUACAUUUUGAUGUCGAUGCUAACGACAGCCACCAUCAUGAAAAUGCGCAUUUCAAAGACGCGCAAAAGGAGUACAAUGAAACGCGCAUUUUGUGCUGGGUGAUGACCAAUCCUAAGAACCAUCAGAGCAAGUGUAAACCCAUAAAAGAGACCUGGGGAAGACGAUGCAACAUACUACUAUUUAUGAGUUCUGAGACCGAUUACAGUUUGCCAUCUGUCGCACUCAACGUACCGGAAGGUCGGGAAAACUUGUGGUUGAAAACCAAAGCUGCAUGGAUGUAUGUAAGAAAGCAUCACCUGUAUCAUGCGGAUUGGUUCCUCAAAGCGGAUGAUGAUACCUAUACUAUUGUUGAGAAUCUGAGGCACUUUGUGUCGCCUUUUAAUACGGAGAAACCACUCUACUUUGGUCGAAGGUUCAAGCCAUUUGGCUCAUACAAUAGUGGUGGUGCUGGCUAUGUUUUCAGCAGGGAAGCUGUUCGUCGGUUUGCAGAUGUAAUUAAAGACAAGUCUCGUUGUCCCGAAGCAAGCUUUGCUGAGGAUGUUGAAGUUGGUCGGUGUCUUGCAAAAACUGGUGUCACUGCUGGUUACACCCUUGACAAACGUGGAAGGGAGAUGUUUCAUCCACUCCCCCCUGAACAUCACCUUAUACCAGGCUAUCUGGACAAAAAAUUCUGGCUUUACAGCUACAACUUUCAUCCAUACAAAGAUGGACCCGAAUGCUGUUCGGAUUAUUCGAUCACGUUUCACUAUAUCAAUCCUAACAUGAUGUAUCAACUGGAGUACUUUAUAUACCAUCUACGUGCAUAUGGUAGUGAGAAGGAUUGAAUGUAAUGACUAUUCAACAUGAUAACAAAUUAUCAAAAUAUGAGAUGAUUUUAUGAAUAAAAAUUCAAGUUAGCUAUA
This is a messenger RNA of Xenia sp. Carnegie-2017, 1373 nucleotides long. Its product is annotated as glycoprotein-N-acetylgalactosamine 3-beta-galactosyltransferase 1-like. The transcript has a single exon. The record is from RefSeq and is a predicted model, not a curated record. Gene Ontology annotation, cellular component: membrane. The coding region runs from base 339 to 1295 and encodes 318 amino acids. NCBI's taxonomy places the organism in Eukaryota, Metazoa, Cnidaria, Anthozoa, Malacalcyonacea, Xeniidae. Gene Ontology annotation, molecular function: N-acetylgalactosaminide beta-1,3-galactosyltransferase activity.